UACGCUCGGGGCGAACAGACGUGUCAUUAGCAAUACCGAAAUUUAAAAUUAAAAUUUAUAACUGUUUACUUAAUAAAUUUAGAAUCUAAGGAAGAAAAAUUAUUACAAGUCUAAAAUAAUAGUGAAAGCUUAAGUAUAUAGUGAAAAUACUACUAUGUCGCUACAGAGAACUCCCACGAAAUGUUCAUCGAACCCAGACUUAACUACAGAAAAUAUGCAGAGAUAUCCAUCACGAAAAAGAAAACAACCGGAAGAUUCUGCAUGCGAACAAAUAGAAAAACUCUCAGAAAGACUUUUUGAGAAGAUCAACUCAUGGAAAGCUGAUAUAGAUAGAGGGAUUUCAAGUAUUAAUAGCAAAAUAGAUACAGUGAUAAGAUGUGAACUGGACACAUUAUCUACACGUACAUUGGAUAUGCAGGAGGAAUUAAAUAAACUGCGCAAAAACUACGACAAACUCGAGUCAACAAUCUCCAAUUUACAGGUACGCCAAACUGAAGUAGUCAAAGAUAUUCUAGAUUUAAAGAAUAGUAUGGAAUUUCAAUCUAGUUCUCACUCUGAUUUACAAAAACGCAUAUGUGAUUUGGAAUCUACAAAUAAAAUCCUGCUUACAACUGACAACAAGGUACAGAAUUUAAAUACACAGGUUGAUCAACUAAAAGGUGAAUUAAAUAUAUACCAUCAAAGGGAAAGGAUUCAUAACUUAGAAAUUAUCGGCGUGCCUGAAGCUAAAAAUGAAUGCCUAAUAGAUCUCACUAUUAAAAUUGCACAUCACGCAGGCGUUGUCAUCACCAGAGAUUGCAUAGAACAUGGAAAUCGCAUUCAACCAAGACAAAUCAUUCAAGGGCGACCCAGGGUAAUUGUAAUAAAAUUAAAAUCUCGGCUGCAUAAAGACAACAUCAUCUCUGGUUUACGAAAAUGUCAUGGAAUAAAGACCAAGGAUGUGGGUAUUCCAGGCGAAGAUCGUCGGAUCUACGUCAACGAACAUCUGACCAGUAAUAAUAAAUUACUACUUAAAAAGGUAAAAGAUAUAGCUAAAACAAAAUUAUUUAAAUAUGUGUGGGUAAAAAACUGUCAGAUUUUCGUGAGACGAAACGAAACUUCACCAGCUAUUUUAAUAAAAAACGAUUGCGACAUAUCAAAAAUCCGUUAGAAACAUUUUUGUUACUGCUUUGUGUUACAACUUCUUUAUUUUUCUACCAAAAACAACAGUGUAUCUGUUUUUCAGUCACGAAGGUUCAUGUCAUCAUUAAUACUAUAUUAAUACAAUAUCUCGAAACGCUAACUGUCAGUCUACAUCUUGUUCUAUUCAUACUAUUUUCUACAAGACUAUUAAUCCACACAAACUACAAACAUAUACAAACACACACACAUUACAAUACAUUUAUCACACUACAAUUCUAUUUCUCUUGUUUAUUUUUGGAGUACGUUAUUGAAAACACAAUAGUAAAUACAACAUUCGUAAAACUAAUUCAUUCUAAAAACUCUGCCCUAAUACUGGAGUAUAAUCACUUUAUCUUAAUAUUAUUAUCAGCUUUUAAAACCUACAUAAAGUACACUAUAUUUUAUCUUAUGGUUAGUGAAAUAAUUAUUUUAAACUGUGCUAUAAAGGAACAUCCAUUCAUGACAUUUAACUUUGGUGAAUUGAUCGUGCUAUUCCACUCGUACAAUACAAAUGAGCGUGAGUCGACACUAAAAAACGCUUGUCUACCCGACAUUGACAGCAAUAUUAUAAACACCGCCAAAAUUAUUCUUUUAUUUAACAUAAUAUAUAUAUCCGCGCGCAUUAAUUAUAACAAGUUUGAUAUUAAGUGUAUAAAAAUGAAUAAAAUAUGCAAUGGUAUUGACUUAGGGAAUUGUUUUAAAUUGCAGUAUGGUUAUGCAAAUAAAAACAGUAUUUUAGAUAAUUACGUUUCGUAUCAGGU
Molecule: messenger RNA, 1922 nt
Organism: Achroia grisella
Lineage: Eukaryota; Metazoa; Arthropoda; Insecta; Lepidoptera; Pyralidae
Exons: 1
Coding region: 155-1150 (331 amino acids)
Source: RefSeq, a predicted model, not a curated record